UGAGCGUUUCUGAAGUGUAACACUACACUCGAGGAAGACUACAAGGGGUACGCGAGUCAACGGAGGUUACACGAGGGGGCGGACAAAGAACACGAAGGUGUAACACUACACUCGAGGAAGACUACAAGGGGUACGCGAGUCAACGGAGGUUACACGAGGGGGCGGACAAAGAACACGAAGGCGCGGAUGUGCUCGGUGGUGGGAUGGCCGGCUGCACAACCUCCUGCAUGCCUUGGGGUGGCUGCUAAGCCCCAAAAGCCAAUUGCUGAGGAGGAGGAGGAGGAGGAGGAGGAGGAGGAGGAGGAGGAGGAGGAGGAGGAGGAGGAGGAGGAGGAGGAGGAGGAGGAGGAGGAGGAGGAGGAGGAGGAGGAGGAGGAGGAGGAGGAGGAGGAGGAGAAGGAUUGGGGGGAGGAGGAUGAGGAAGAGCAAGAGGAGGAGGAGGAGGAGGAGGAGGAGGAGGAGGAGGAGCAAGAGGGGGAGGGGGAAGGGCACGAGGAGGUGCCAGUGGCGAAGAAGCAGAGGGGCUCUCUAGGAACGCCUAGUCCAAGACAUUCCUUGGCGUCCAGGCUUUCGUUGCGGAUCCCUGCAACUCCUCCCGUCAACCAUCGGCCUUCUGCCCCGCCUCACCCCCCUCC
Messenger RNA from Closterium sp. NIES-67, 635 nucleotides. NCBI's taxonomy places the organism in Eukaryota, Viridiplantae, Streptophyta, Zygnematophyceae, Desmidiales, Closteriaceae. The record is from the annotation of a GenBank genome assembly.